Molecule: messenger RNA, 1335 nt
Organism: Exophiala bonariae
Lineage: Eukaryota; Fungi; Ascomycota; Eurotiomycetes; Chaetothyriales; Herpotrichiellaceae
Exons: 2
Coding region: 1-1335 (444 amino acids)
Source: RefSeq, a predicted model, not a curated record
AUGCUACGCUACCUAUUCAGUAGAUCGCGUUCUAUCCGUGUGCCAUCAAAGAAUGGGCAGUUUGGUGUACAAAAGGUCUCUGUGACCAAGAACUCUCGGUUCAAUGCCUCCCGCUUUUUGACAACGUUUGUUAUAAGCGUCUGUGUUGUAAGGACCGUGGACCAUGUCUUCUCCGACCGAGACCUCAAGAAGGGCUUCGACAGACUAAAGAGUAAAGAAUGGUGGGCUGGCCAUUGGAAACAGGCACAACAGCAAACAUCCGCAGACGGAGCUGGCCGUAGUGAACCCGACAACGAAAAAGCCAUCCAUCUGAUGCUUCCAAUCUGGGUACGCCGUGCGCAACGUGGGUGGUAUAAAGAAGACGAUCCUCAAUGGAAAGCAAAUCAAAGUUUUGCUCAGGAUAAGAAACGUCAAGACGCUGUCGCCACCAAGAUUUCUGCUCUGGUGAGAGAACACCUCUUGAGUGAUCAAUAUCGUGGCUGGGUACAAUAUCUACAAACUCUUCAAAUUGGUAUGGAGCUGGAUCUGGUGAUACCCAUCGCUCCCGCGGCGCAUUACGAAGUCCCUUGCAUAUUUAUAUCACCAUCAGGAGAUGUUGCAUAUGGGUGGCGACGCUUGCCUGACAGUGUUGGUGCCAAGAUGGAUCGCAUCUUCCAUCCCGUCAUGCUAAGCAAGGCUUUCUAUGCUGGCUGCAAGGAAUUUGCACGGGUGACAUAUAUCAUCACAAAAGCACGAGUGGCUGACAGCAUGAGUGCAUUCCGGGAAGAAGGGGAGGCAAACAAGACAUUGUCUAAGGAAGAAAAGGCCAAUCGGAGCCUAGCCAUCGCAAAGGCCAGCGACCAAACUCUCAAGAGAGUUCUUCCUUUCUUGAGAGGUGAAUAUGCGGAUGAUGAUCCGAGGCAAGCAUAUCGAGACGCUGUCCGUGCAAUGACCUACAAGGCUGCCAUUGAGAGGGGUUGUGUUGUUUUCCGCAAUUACUGGGUCAUGGGCCAGGCCACAGAAAUGCAAAAACCCAACGGCAGCCUAGUAUGUUUCAAGGGGACAGUUCGUUGUAAAGGCGACAAAGGGCAACUACUGCUCCAUGUUGCUGUUUUCUAUGAUGUGGCUACCGAAAGCAUCAUUGGAAAACCCGUGUAUAGCGCAGCAGAGAUUGUCCCGCAUCCUGACCAUUGGCAUGGGGGAAAGAGCCACAAUCAAGCUCAACAAGCUAUUGCGAUCAGCGGCGCACAUCCAAAACCUGCCAAACCCGCCUUGAAGCGUCCUGCGAACAGUACAGAGCCACCACGAGAAACUUCUGCACAGAGUUCUCCUCCUGUCAAAGACGAAGAAGAAUGA